AUGAUAAAUAUAGAAGAGAAAUUGAGAGAAACCAUUAAUAUGUCAAUGGAUGAGAUUAGUAGAUAUUUUAACUUGCCAAUGUUUAAGUCAUUUACACUUAUAAAUAUGGUACUGGAUAUAUACAGACAGGAAUAUGUAUUACAUGAUAAAUAUCAUGCAUUUAAGAAUUUGAAAUAUACGACAUUUCGGGUUAUAUUGUCUCAGUACAUAGAAAAAAUUCAAAUAUGCGAUAUAGAGGUAAUUAUAGGAGAAGUCAACAGAGCAAUUAGAACCACUGAGGCAAUUUUAGAUGCACUUGAGGCUGUAGCUAAUGAAUUGCCAUGUAUAAAUAGCAAAGAGGCUUUUUAUAAUUUAAUGGGCAAUAAUCAUUUGUUUAUGCUGUCAAAGUAUGAAACAGUUUUGGCUUAUAUUAUAGAUGACUUAAUUAAUGCACUUAAAUCACAUAAUCCACCAGUACCAGCAAAACUGAAUAUUUCUGAUGCGGAUGCCAAAUUAUUUGCACAUGCUAAAGAUAAGAAAAUCACUCGAAUUGAAAGAGUCAUAGAAAUACUAACACAGCACGGAGGAGGUCUUUCAUACAGAAUUAAUUAUAAUGAAAUUGUUUCAAAUUUAGAUAAGUUAGAUAUCUCACCUGAUGAUAUUUACUCACUCCAGUUGUUUUUAAGUGCAAAGCAUAAAAACCGAUUUAAAGUAAUCCGUGACAUGCAAGAGUCUGUCUUUGUUAAAGAUGAAAAGAAAAGUAUCACGCACUCUUCAUUUUCUCAAAUAUUCACUGGAUUCUUUUUUUUCCUUUUAGAUUACUCUCCUGUCUUUGAUGAAUUCUACCCUUACAGAAAUACAAUUGAAGAGUGGCUGGUUAAUCUUAAGAGAUGUAGUAAGAAUAUUUCUAAAGAAUACAUGAAACAACAUAUCUUAGACCUUAGUGAUCUAAGUGAUGACAAUAUUCUGAUAUUGUUAAAUAACGUAAUGCCUGAAUAUAUAAAACCUAUUCAAGCAGAUUUGAAUACUAUUCAAAUUACUAAUAUUAAGACCUCAAUUGCUAAAGAUAAAUGUCUUAAUAGAUCCUAUAUACUAAACCGACCCAAUAUAUUUUUAUUAUGGAAACCAAAUAAAAAUAUACUAAGCCCGAAAUUAAAAAAAGUUAAAGAUGAUGUAGUUAGUACGGUUGUAAAAACAAUCAAAAGUGUUAAGCUUUGGGCAUUCUUAAUUGCAGUAGCACUUUCUAGUUUUUUGGUCUGGGGAAUAUCCUAUUAUCAAGAAGACUUUAAUCGGCUAAUUCUUAAAAUAUCCAAUAAUAUUAGUAUUAUGUCUGAAGAUAAAACUGACCCAUUGGUUUUAUACCCUCGAUUCAUAUUGCAGAGAUUCAAAUAUCUUCUUAAAUUAUAGAAGCCCUAAAAUUAUCUAUAAAAUUAAGUUAUAUUCUGCUAUACAUAUUGUUUUUUAUACUUAAUAACCCGAAUAACCCGAAUUUACAUAAAUACCCAGAAACUUCCUAGAAUUCACGUCUAUUAAAGU
Messenger RNA from Nematocida parisii ERTm1, 1515 nucleotides. RefSeq lists its product as uncharacterized. NCBI's taxonomy places the organism in Eukaryota, Fungi, Microsporidia. The transcript has a single exon. The coding region runs from base 1 to 1386 and encodes 461 amino acids. The record is from RefSeq and is a predicted model, not a curated record.